Molecule: messenger RNA, 2915 nt
Organism: Chelmon rostratus (copperband butterflyfish)
Lineage: Eukaryota; Metazoa; Chordata; Actinopteri; Chaetodontiformes; Chaetodontidae
Gene: pigv
Product: phosphatidylinositol glycan anchor biosynthesis, class V
Exons: 3
Coding region: 275-1792 (505 amino acids)
Biological process (GO): GPI anchor biosynthetic process
Cellular component (GO): mannosyltransferase complex; endoplasmic reticulum membrane
Molecular function (GO): GPI mannosyltransferase activity; alpha-1,6-mannosyltransferase activity
Source: RefSeq, a predicted model, not a curated record
GGAGGAUGUGAGGACAAAGAUUGCACCUGAGCGAAAACAAACGCAGCUCGAAUACCAGUGGUUAUCCAAUAAAAGCAGUCUUUAUCCUCUCCUAAAUUUCUCAAACCAAUGACAACGCGAUACUCACGGAAUCUCAUUUGCCGAAUAUUUUUUCCUAGCUAGCUAUGUUUGAUAGAGAAUAUGAGGAAAGCAGCAGUGACGGUCUCGUAGCAGCGACAAUGCUCCGGCCUGUCAAAACCGGCUUGUUCAGUUUUUUCCCGUCACAUCAGUGACCAUGGAUGUCAGAGGAGUUCUGGAGUUUGCCACAGUCACCAGGGGUCUGUCACUCUUGCUGCAGGCUGUCUUGAAUGCUGCCAUCCCUGACCACGAUGCUGAUGCGUUCAGGCCCCCACGGACAGAGGAGCCUCUGUACUUGGACUCCACAGUGGAGUGGCUGCUGGGGGGCCUCUCUCACUGGGAUGCAGAGCAUUUCCUCUUCAUAGCUGAAAGGGGAUACCUCUAUGAGCACAACUUCGCUUUCUUCCCCCUCUACCCCGUCGUCCUCCGGGGCCUGGCAGAGACGCUGCUGUGGCCCCUGAGCAGCUGGCUGAGCGUGCGGGGGCGUUUGCUGCUGGCCGUGGCUCUGGGGAACAGUGCCCUCUUCCUGCUGAGUGUGGUCGCCUUGUAUGCGCUCAGUAGAAUAGUUCUUCAGGACAGACGUCUUGCUCUGCUCUCCACUCUGCUCUACUGCAUCACACCUGCCAAUGUUUUCAUGACCGCCGGAUACUCGGAGAGCCUGUUUGCUGCACUCACAUUUGGCGGUCUGUUCCUGCUGGAGAAAGGAUUCACGUUCCGGGCCUGCCUGGCCCUCAGUAUAGCCACCGCCGCACGAUCCAAUGGACUUGUUAACAUCGGGUUCCUACUGUAUCUUCCAUCACUGCACGCGAUCUCCCAGAUUCGUGUAUAUCGAACGACAACAAAAGGCCACAGUAAAGUCUUCCACUACAUUUGGGUCAUCAUCCGUCUCCUGCUCACCUCCCUCUUGGGAACUGCAAUUAUUGCCCUUCCCUUCUGUGCAUUCCAAUACUAUGGGUAUAGGACGUUCUGCACACCAUCCUUCUCCUUGGAACGGAUCCCCCCUGCUCUUUUGUCGCUGGCUGAACGGAAGGGCUACCGGGUUCCAGAUGAAAACGGUCCGCCACCCCUCUGGUGCAUGAGACCCCUCCCCCUGCUUUAUUCUCAUAUCCAGGAUGUGUAUUGGGAUGUGGGCUUCCUGCGCUACUUUGAGCUGAAGCAGAUACCAAACUUUAUUCUGGCUCUACCUAUGGCUACCCUCGGCAUAAUGGCAGCUUAUGCAUAUUUUCAAGCAAAUCCAGAGUUGUGUCUGAGACUUGGACUUUGGGAGACAGGUGCAAAUAAAGGGCUUGACAAACCCACGCCGGGACUUUUCAAUCCCAGAGUGUUUGUGUAUGUUGUACACUCGACAGUCCUUCUGGUGUUUGGAACAUUGUGCAUGCAUGUGCAGGCUCUCACCAGGUUCAUGGCCUCCUCGACUCCCGUGCCCUUCUGGAUAAGCGCUCAUCUUCUCCUCCUAAAUGAGCCGCUUCUUCAUCGAAGGAAAACGUCGAACCCCAGCAUACAGCUACAGGCACAUUCCAGAAAUGGAUGCAAGCACACGCCACAAAACCCCAUCAUUGCUCUGCUGCCACACUUCACGGCCUGUUCUCCUACCACACAGAGCAUCCUGGGAUACUUCCUCUCUUACUGGGUUCUGGGCCUUGCACUGCAUUGCAACUUCUUGCCAUGGACAUGACUUAAAACGUUACUCAGAGCUUUAAAUGCAAUGUUGCUAUGUAGGACUGGGCUGUACACCACAAUUGAAAUGAUCUGAAUCCACACACGGGUGUUUUUACGGUACAUCAUCAGUAGUCCAUUUUUGUGAUCCCAGUAAAUGUUAAAUUAUUGUGAAAAGAAUUGUAUGCUUGAAUGCAACAUUUUGUCAAAGUCACAUUCAUUUAAAAAAAUCAACAUCAUAAUAUUAAGAUUAUGUUGCCCAGUCCUACAUAGAACUUUAUGAACAUGAUUACAUUUUUGAUGCAGAUUUAUUCAUGCAAUGGUCAGCUCAUCUGUUAAAUAUGUACAAUAUACCUUAAACUUCACUGAACAUUGGUUGUAAAUCUCGGGAAGACUAUGGUUGUUCUUGAAAAAACAAAUAUAUUUUUAUUUGUUGCGGAAGCAUUCCAUUUUAUUUACUCUGUUUAAUGUUGCACUGCAUGUUUGAAAGACUUGUUCCAGGUUAUAAUUUGGGGUUCUUGGAUGUGAAUGAAAAAAGUAAGUUUGGGUUUUCUUUUUGCUGUUAAAGGAUCCUCAAUUUAGUUUUGUUUUCAUGUAAAGGUAAUCCUUCUUCUUGAGGCAUUCAUGUAAAACUGCUAUGUUGUGUUUUGUUGUGAAGAAAUUCAAAUUCAAACACAUGUAGAGAAAAUGUGUGCUGAUUUUUCUUCUCGCGUGAAAUCUUUCCUCUCUGUCUCUUUACACAGUCUGUAAACAGCUUUGUCGUCUUUCAUGGUUUACUUACCAAACAGAUCCUUUACUGCGUUGUAACUGGCACAGAUGUGUCAGAUCUCGAGUUCCCCCCGAUGUUUGCUCAUUGAAAAAAUUAAGGAAAAUGAUCCUCUGACUUUGUCUUUAUGGAUGUUUUCUGGAAAAAGCCAUGCUGAAAUCACGAAACAACAAACUAUUUAGACGGGCCCGUUUCCCAAGCAAGCAUGUAAUUAGACAGCACAUGCAGCAUGACAAAGAAAAAUGAACUGGAAGGUCAGGGUGUCUCUCUGGUGAACAGUGUGAUUCAUUUAAGAUCUGUACAUCGCUUUUCUGGCCUGUGGAGAAUCAAUAUUUUGAAUAUUAACAAUUGUGUGCAAGGAGCUAAAGAAUUAAGA